ACAAAACGAUAUUUUAAAUAAAUAUUAUACAUAGUGUUUUAGUAAAAACUUUUGUGUUAAUAGUUAUCAAUUAAAAUGACUAGUGUACUGAAAACACUGCAGGGUGUAAGAAGGAAGAUGAAAGAGUCUGAUAAUCAAUGCAGGACGCUGCAGGUGACCAUGCCAAAUCUUUCGCAUACCCCAGCAGAUAUAGAGUUCAACAUUACUCUGAAAGUGUCUCAAGGGAUGAUGUCUAAAAAAAAAACAAUCCUGAAAGAUGUGUCUGGGCUGUUUAAGUCAGGAGAACUCACAGCUAUUAUGGGUCCGUCAGGAGCAGGAAAAACUUCUUUAUUAAAUGCUCUCACUGGAUUCGCGACCCAUGGUGUAACAGGCACAAUACGCAGCGGCGAUAAACUAUGCGAAUUGGGAGAUAAAAACUCAACGGCUGCUUUAAAAGAAUACAGAAAAAAAACGUGCUACAUCUUGCAAGAUGACAGACUAAACCCGCUGUUCACAGUCGAGGAGCACAUGUGGUUCGCUGCUGACUUGAAACUUGGUAACUGUCUCACCGAGAAGCUAAAGCUGUCUGUGAUUGACGGUAUCCUGGAUACCUUGGGGCUGGUACAUACGAAGAACACCAAAUCUAGCCGCCUCUCAGGGGGUCAGAGGAAGCGAUUGUCUAUAGCACUGGAACUCAUAGACAAUCCUCCCGUAGUAUUUCUUGACGAGCCGACCACAGGUUUAGACAGCUUGACAACGACACAGUGUGUAGAAAUGUUAAAGAGCCUGGCGCAAGGUGGUCGUACUAUAGUCUGUACUAUACAUCAACCUACUGCUACAAUAUACUCUAUGUUUGAUCAGGUGUAUUUAUUAGCAGAGGGCAUGUGUAUAUACGACGGUUCAAGUGGUGACACGGUGCCGUACCUCGCAUCUGCCGGCCUGCAGUGCCCAAAGUACCACAACCCUGCAGACUAUAUUUUAGAAGUAGCCAGUGGUGACUAUGGAAAUUUCAACGAGAUUCUCGCAGAGAAACGUGGGCAGGCUGAAAAAGUAGCUCCUGUGGUUAAUACUAACGAAACCAAAGUGCAAAGCCUCUCUUGUGGCAAAAUUGACAUCAUUCUCAAUCCUCCACACGAGUUAUAUAAGUUCUUCAUUCUCUUUACACGAUGUAUAAUUCAACUACACAGAGAUUGGUCAGUCACCUAUUUAAAACUAUUACUUCACGUACUUAUUGGGAUAUUCGUGGGCCUCUUAUUCCAAGACGCAGGCAGCGAUGGUUCUAAAACCAUCAACAAUAUGGGCUACCUACUCGCUUCGAUGACAUACCUUACCUACACGUCUCUUAUGCCUGCUGUACUUAGAUUUCCCACAGAAUUGGCGGUUCUCAAGAAAGAAAACUUUAACAAUUGGUAUAGCUUGAAAACAUAUUAUAUUGCCGUACUAAUCACCAGCAUACCUUUGCAGAUUUGCUACAGUUUUGUGUAUACUGCGCCUUCGUACUAUCUGACUGGACAACCUCAGGAGUUAUAUCGAUUUGCUAUGUUCGCUCUGGUGUUGGCAAUCGUGACGGUACUAGCCGAUGCUAUUGGCAACGUUAUAGGAAGCUGUACUGAUCCUGUGAACGGCACAUUCUUCGGUGCUGUAUUGACGGCGGCUAUGAUCCUGUACUCUGGUUAUGUGGUCCUGUUCUCGGAUAUGAGCGCUACAAUGCGCGCUGUCUCCCACAUCUCAUUCAUGAAGUAUGGAUUUGAAAGUAUGGUGCUAUCCGUAUACGCAUAUGGGAGACCGCCAUUACCUUGUCCUGAAACUAAAGAUUAUUGUCCUAUAAGACAUCCUACAGAACUAAUGAAGAUAUUCAGCUUCGAUAAGGACAACUACUGGUCGGACAUAGCUGUGUUGUUUGUGGCAAACAUUAUCAUCAGAAUUAUAGCGUACCUAACAUUGAAACGGACAAUUAAAAGUACUGUAAGAGCAUAAAUUCAAUGUUUAGGUAUAUCAGUGCAUGCAUUUAUAUGGUGACACCAAAACUUAAAUUUAGAAAAAAAAAACCAAAACUUAUUCUUGUCAUUCCAUUAGGUUUAUUUGUAGCAAUUAUUUGUAGAUAUAUUGCAAUCUUUGUAUUAUAAGUAACAUCUAUUUCCAGCCGCAUAAAAGUAUAAUUUGAUGUUGUAUGUAUAAAUAUUAUUUAAGAAACGAAUGUAUCAUUGUAGUGAUCAUAGAUAUAUUUAUUGUACACCAAUACCUUGCCCUUAGCUUGUAUAUGUUAACUUAAUACAUAGUCGUGGAAUGUACGUUUCACACAGUAAAACUAUUUCUCUAAUGGGUGCAUAAAAUUCGCCCUCUCUUAUUUGUUAUAUCUUGUAAUGUUAGUAUAGAAAACCAUAUAGUAUCUUAUACCGGAACUCCCACCUAAUGUUUCUUUUAUUUAUUACUAGCUACUCGCCCCGGCUUCGCACAUGUGUACAUGUAUUAUAUAUAUAAAUCUUCCUCUUGAGUCACACUAUAUAUUUAACAAAAAACCGCUUCAAAAUCCGUUGCGUAGUUUUAAAGAUUUAAGCAUAGAUACAUAGGGACAGACAGCCACAGCGACUUUCUUUUAUACUAUGAUGAUGAUUGUAAUGAAGUGCAAAUAUUUAAUUAAUGCGUCUUCAUUUAUUACACCUAUAAGUUAUUGGAGUUCAAGCGAUGAAGCUGUAAAAGUCAGUCAAAAAUCAAAAUUAUUUAUUAUAUGCAUGUAAUUUAUUUAUCACUAUCCCCACCGGUCCAAUUGGCUAUUUCAAUUGAGAAAAUCGUGUAAGAAACUAGACUACCUACAUUUUAAUAUUUUUUAUCUUAUUCAUUAACAAAAUUUCUAAUUAUAAGACGAUGUUCCUCUACCAAUUCUCUACCAAUAACUUCUUAAGAAAACUGGUAAUAUAUUAGUUGUAUUUGCCUUGACGUAAUAUCAGCUAUUACCUAUCCUAGGAGAGUUAAG
Achroia grisella is the source of this 2953-nucleotide messenger RNA. Its product is annotated as ATP-binding cassette sub-family G member 4-like. Gene Ontology annotation, cellular component: plasma membrane. Gene Ontology annotation, molecular function: ABC-type transporter activity; ATP binding; ATP hydrolysis activity. The record is from RefSeq and is a predicted model, not a curated record. Bases 76 to 1956 code for a protein of 626 amino acids. NCBI's taxonomy places the organism in Eukaryota, Metazoa, Arthropoda, Insecta, Lepidoptera, Pyralidae. The transcript is spliced from 12 exons.